Molecule: messenger RNA, 744 nt
Organism: Gossypium arboreum
Lineage: Eukaryota; Viridiplantae; Streptophyta; Magnoliopsida; Malvales; Malvaceae
Product: protein RALF-like 19
Exons: 1
Coding region: 141-455 (104 amino acids)
Source: RefSeq, a predicted model, not a curated record
UUUGUUGUUUUAUUUUAGUGUUCUCACUUGAGCUCAUAGGUGUUUGAGUAUUUUUAGUUUCGUCAAGACCAAACUUUUUUCUCCCUUUCUUUUUAACUUCCUUUUCAUUUUCACAUAGUUUUAAGCAUUGUUCUUUAAAAAUGGGUUCCAAGGUCUUGCUUAUGUUCAUGCCUUUAGCCUUAGCAAUGGUGGCUAACUCUUCCACCACCACAGCCACAUUCAACAAGACCCUUGCCCAUUUUGGAACCGGUGUCGGAGCCUUGUGGACCCGCAACAUUGAAGAUAACGAGACCGAGAUGAUGAUGAUGAUGAAGGAUUCCGAGACCAAUCGCCUGUUGCUCAACGGUGAGAAACGAAGGUACAUUAGCUAUAUAUCACUUCACCAGAUUUUGAUCCCAUGUGACCAACGGGGUCAGUGCUACUGCGCUUGCCAAAGAGGGAAACCGGCUAAUUAAAUACAACCCUGGUUGUUCUAUCAAACGUUACAAAAGGUUUACUUAGUUAAGGAUAUGAAACCGAUGUUUGUAGCUUUGUCUUUACAAAAUCCUAACAUCAUACGCUACCACCACCCCAUUAUUUACUACAAAAGGUUACAAAUCAUCAUCAACUAUUCGAAUUAUGAUAAUUGAUUACCCAACCAUUACUAUAAUAACGGCACAUAAUAGUCGAGUUAUCAUUUUGUAAUGAUCCGAUAAUGUUAUUGUUAAUUUUAAACAAUUCUAAAAGUUCAAUGACUUAAAAAUA